AUGUCGUUUUUAAAAAUCUGCAGACGUGUCAGAGUUGUGGGGCGUGUCAGUGUCAUUCAUACCUGUCGGCUGGCUGGCUGGCUGGGUGGGUGUGAACCACAGACAGUAUAAAGUGUGCCAUGUUACAGUACGUGCGUUAGUGUAGCUGACUUGAAACGGAUACGACGAACGAGGAAGCGGAGCGUUGCAUUGUGGGAGUUGCUGUCCAUGCACACCCAGCGGACGUUAGGAUUCCAGAGGAACGCUCUCGACUAGAGAACUACAAGUACCAAGUGCACCACGCGGCCGCCCGUUUAUAGUGCACAGUUCGAUUUGUUUUGGUUUACGCAGACUGCGCUUUGUCACGGGGGAGCCAAAAGUCCACCGGUGGUACUUUAACCUGGCCGUCACACACCUUUUGACUCUCUGACGAACAACUCCUCCUCCCAGCUCUGUGUUUCGCCACCCUCUCCCUUUCAAGCCCACCGCCUCCCUCGUAGCUCUGUUAUCGGAGCCCAGAAGCUGGCCUGCUAUUAGUUAGCAAAUAAGCUAACUGAUUGCCUGAUUUCACCCAUGUCCUCUGAAGAAGGGUUGAGCUCAACGGUCACGGAUUGGCUUUUCAUCAACUCCUGGUGGCUCCUUCUGCCAUUCAUAAUGCUCCUCGUAGUCGCCGCCUUCAUCGUCGCCUUCGUGUUGCUGUUAUACAUGAUAUCGCCUCUUAUUAGUCCCAAACCUUUGAAGCUGAACGGGUCCCACGUCGUGGUGACAGGAGGCUCAAGUGGGAUUGGGAAGUGCAUUGCAAUAGAGUGCUACAGACAAGGAGCGUUCAUCACUUUGGUGGCCCGGGAUGAGGCUAAAUUGCUUCAAGCAAAGAAAGAGGUGGAGAAGUUUGCCAUCAAUGACAAGCAGGUGGUGUUGUGCAUAUCGGUCGAUGUUUCCAGUGAUUAUAGCCAGGUGGAAAGUGUGAUAAAACAGGCUCAAGAGAAGCUGGGCCCUGUUGACAUGUUGGUGAACUGUGCUGGAACUUCAAUUUCUGGAAAGUUUGAGGACAUGGAUGUAGACCGCUUUAAAAAAAUGAUGGAGGUGAACUACCUGGGCAGCGUUUACCCGACACGGGCCGUCAUAACCACCAUGAAGGAGCGAAGAAUGGGCCGUAUCAUGUUUGUGUCCUCCCAAGCAGGCCAGAUCGGCCUGUUUGGAUACACUGCAUACUCCCCAUCCAAGUUCGCCCUGCGUGGCUUAGCAGAGUCGCUGCAGAUGGAGAUAAAGCCAUACAAUAUCUAUGUGACUGUGGCCUACCCCCCUGACACUGACACUCCAGGAUUGGCUGAAGAAAAUAAAACAAAGCCUCUAGAGACCAAAUUAAUCUCUGAAACCGCUGGAGUUUGCCAACCAGACCAAGUUGCCAAAAUCAUUGUUCGGGAUGCAGUGCAGGGGAACUUUAACAGCUCUGUGGGACCUGAUGGUUACAUGCUAUCAGCCCUCACCUGUGGAAUGUCACCCGUCACCUCCAUCACAGAAGGUCUCCAGCAGAUUGUUACCAUGGGAUUAUUUCGGACCAUCGCCCUCUUCUACCUGGGUAGUUUUGACAGCAUUGUGCGUCGCUGCAUGAUUCAAAGGGAGCAGUCGAAAGCAGCUGACAAGACAGAGUAACAGCCCAAUGCCUGUCCUCCUUCUCCACACACCCCCAUCCUAACCCCUCCUCCUCCAGUCUGUAUUAGUGCACAACCGUAGGUGAGAAAAAGGCCAAGCUUUGAGCGCAUUACUGAUAUCACCUUAACAGAUGGGAUGAAAGAAAGUGGCAGAUGUUUACUGUUUGCUUGUCCAGUGAUGUAACUCACUUCAUAGACUUCAUAGUUUGUUUUCAUUUUUCCUCUCAGAGGAUUCCAGUGACUUUUCAGUUUAAUGUGUCUCCCUGCUUUUGUUUGCGGGAGCAGCCUCACUUUAAGGGAAUGACGACAGACUAAACAUCCAACAGUCUGGUCUUAAAGUAGGUAGGAUUUUAAACCACUGACACUGCAGAUAUCAGGCCUCCCUGUCUCCACUCGCACAGUGCUGUUUUUUUUUUGUGUGUGUGUGUGUUUUUCUCAUAGAGGAAAAGUGACAGAUAGCCUGUCUGACCGGUUGUGCCAAAUAUGGCUCCUUCCCAUCAGGGGCUAGAGUGAAAACCAGAACAGUGACUUUCAGCUUUGCAUAUUGUUUCAUGUAUCUCAAAAGUAGGCCCACCUUUAUAAGAACUUUACAGUUUUCACUAAAUAAGGCCCUCCCUCUUCAACUUUUCAUACCACAAGUCUUUGCAGGCGAAGCACCUUCCUGUUUGACUGAAUAACCUCUGUGUGUGAAACCAGUCGUGACCCUCAGCGUUUUGCUUAUGCUGUGGGAUAUUUUUGUUUUUGUGCUCUGCGUGUGAACUGAGAUGUGAUACAGCUCUCCUCUUCAUUGAUAUCAGAGAGCGAGAGAGAGUGUGUGUUUGGUGUUUUUGAUUGUUUCUUAAAUUUUACUAAUGCAAAAACAUAAUUUCCAGAAAAUAAUAAUUAAAAAAAAAAAAGUUAGACUCAUUGUCAGGGCAAAGAUUUUUGGGUGAACUGAGUGCAAUGAAUGUGUGUCUGUGUUUACUGUGACUGAGCCAACCCCUGGGGAGAAAAAAGCCAUUAGAUUAUAUUGUCUCGGGAAUAAAAGCACCAAAUUAUUUUCUCAUCUUACCAUUUUAUUUGGAAAGCAGGUACUAUGGGUCAAAGCCAUUCAUGGGUUAAAAAUGUGGGUGGGGCGGGGAAAGACGUGCACAGGUAAUUUCACUUCUCACCUGUGAAUUUGACCAAGUUAAAUGCAUGUUUCUCUUUUCCAUUCAAUGUGUGAACGGGAAUCGUAUCAUUUUUACGUACAGUUAUGUGUGUCAGUGCACAUAUUCAGCCUCUCCCUCCUUCAAGAUCCAAGUAGGAUCCAUAAUCUGUUGGGGUGGUGCAAGUCAGGGCACGGCAAGACUUGCUGGUUCAAGUCAUGUCCCUGUAGGUCUAGUGGGGGCGCUAGAGAUUUGUUUUACAUAAAGGCCAAAAUAGUAGAGGGACUAGCACGGAAGUGUGAUCCUUGCCCCUCUGCUGUCAUGCACAGUUGGGACUUUGUAGCUCCCUCAAUAUCGAUUCCCUCCUGAUUUCUGUCAAGCCUUUAAAAAAUCUUAUUUUCCAUAUGCUUUCUUUCUUUCUUUAUUUCUUUAUGUUUUGCAUACAGUGGGAUUUAAAAGUACAGUGUUGAAAGUCUUCCUUUGGUCCAUCACAAAUGGGGAGAAUGUACUUUAAUACAAAGCAUACAAAUCAGAACACAGGAAUAUUAUUUUUAAAUAGACCAAUAUUUAAAUGCCAAAAUGUGUUAAGACAAUUUCAGUAGAUGCAAUUCAUUUAUUUGAGAUUGAUUUCGAUGUUGCUGCUCUGUUGAUCUUUAGAGUUAGUUCGUUAAAGCUGUGGAGCAGCGUAGGGACCCAUUCUAAGCCUUAAGAUGCGACUACUGAUGAAGCUAUAAGAAUGGGCCCGUCCACAGAACAAUGUGGCCUAACCCACAUGUUGUUUACCAGUUCAUUUAAAACUUAAUCUUUAAUACUUUUUUGUGUAAAAUGCCAGCUGUUUUUUUUUGUUUUGUUUUGUUUUUUGGUGUGUAUUUUGUCUUUCUAUGAUUAAAAAGAAGCCUUACUGGGAUCCAAGAUAUGAAAGUGAGAAUGGAUGACUCGUGUUGGAUGAUGUUCUCAUUUGAUAUUGGUUAAAGGCAUACUGUCCUGCACUCAAGCUUUUCAUUGUUGUAUAUUUAUUGCCAUCAGAAUUUCUCUUUUACCUUGAGGUAGCAACACAUAGUUGAUAGAACAUGUAGCCCAUAUAAAAGCAGUUUUGUUUUAACCUUUUAAGCUAUGCAAAUGAAGCCUAUGCUUACAGUAUGUUUGAACAUACAGUCAAGAUGUGAAUUCUGUAACAGUCACGCUAGUUUCCCCUAUUCAGCGGUGUCAUCAUCAGAUACUGAAUGAGUUUUUAAGUAUUGAACAUGAAAGUCAUAACGCACUUGUUUCAUUAUCCUUUCUUUGCUUUUUAUUACUUUUUCUGCCAAAAAACUUAACACCUUCACCUUGUGUGCCAUUGAAAGAAAAUGUGAGAAGUGGAACGUUUCUUUGUCUUAUUUUCUUACAUGAUAAACUAAAUAAAUACCUGU
This is a messenger RNA of Larimichthys crocea (large yellow croaker), 4167 nucleotides long. RefSeq names its product 3-ketodihydrosphingosine reductase (gene kdsr). The record is from RefSeq and is a predicted model, not a curated record. Gene Ontology annotation, molecular function: 3-dehydrosphinganine reductase activity. Bases 553 to 1632 code for a protein of 359 amino acids. Lineage: Eukaryota; Metazoa; Chordata; Actinopteri; Sciaenidae. Gene Ontology annotation, cellular component: endoplasmic reticulum membrane. The transcript is spliced from 10 exons. Gene Ontology annotation, biological process: sphingolipid biosynthetic process.